AUGGUAUUUAUCGAUACCCAGAUUAAAGUUUUUAACCAUCAUCAUGCUUAAUAUGUCUCAUACAAUUCAACAUCUUAAAUCUUUAAUAGAUUUCAAAAUGAGUAACAUUCAUUUUGGGAAUUAUCGCAUAAAUAUUAUUAAACCAGACAAAAAAAUACUUUCUUUACCCAUAAUAUUAUAAAAUAAUAAACAUAAUUUAAGAAAUAAGAACUAAAGGCAAUUGAGCAUUCAAAGAGCUAUCUAGAGAGCAAUAAAGAAGAGCUUACGCAUGAGAGCUAUAAUAUUUUACUUUUAUAAAAAUAAAAAUAAAAAAAAUACAUUUAAAUAAAUAUAAAUCAAAUAAAUUUAAUUAAAUAAAAAUCAAAUAAAUUUAAAUAAAUAAUUAAAAAUAAAAUAAAAAACUAAGUGAAAAAAAAUAAUUAAAAGAAAAUAAAUAUAUAAAUAAAAAUAACAAUCAAAAUUAACAAAUCAAAGAGUUAAUUGUGA
This is a messenger RNA of Tetrahymena thermophila SB210, 486 nucleotides long. RefSeq lists its product as hypothetical. NCBI's taxonomy places the organism in Eukaryota, Ciliophora, Oligohymenophorea, Hymenostomatida, Tetrahymenidae. The record is from RefSeq and is a predicted model, not a curated record. The transcript has a single exon.